Molecule: messenger RNA, 660 nt
Organism: Caenorhabditis briggsae
Lineage: Eukaryota; Metazoa; Nematoda; Chromadorea; Rhabditida; Rhabditidae
Exons: 4
Coding region: 1-660 (219 amino acids)
Source: RefSeq, a predicted model, not a curated record
AUGAAAGCUGUGUUCCGCAUCGCGUUCAUAUUGCUCUUUGCAACCGGUUUCUUUACUAACGUUUAUGGAAAACGUGGAUUGAGCACCGAUGAGCAAAAGAAACUUCGGGAUGUUGUGAAUGCUGAUCGUCAAGCAGUUGGCGAGAAUAUGGGAAUCAAAUUUAAGAAACUGGGAAUUAGAUACUUCCACUGCGGAAAUUUUGAUGACGUGGCGUUGAAGGAUGCUCCAUUACUAGGAGAUAGUGCUACUGAUGGAUAUAUGGACGAAGUCAGACGGGAGACUGGAAUGGACGAGUAUAGCAGAGUGUAUUUCAAUCCGAAGAGCACAGAAAUCGGCUGCAUUAAAAAUGAUGGGGAAGUUUGUAGUUUGGGACCGGGUCACAGUGAUUACCCAUUCGAUCCACAAAACACUCCUGAGGAAGCUGGAAUGCCGAAUCUGUCGAAAUAUGGAGAAUUGCUGGGACUAGGACCAGCUGCAUCAGAAUAUGCCAGAAUUAUGCCCAUGUCAAGAAAAUUAGGAACUUCUAAAAAACCAAAAACAUGGGAUGACUGGGCAGCUGAACAAUCUACAGUUGAUCCGAAAAAUUCCUCAGCUGUGUCUUCCGGAAAAAUCUUCAGUUUAACUCUAUUUCUUGGAUCUAUUCUUGUAUUCUAUUUUUGA